CAGAGGCACCAGAGGCACAAUGGGCUGCAACAUGUGCGUGGUUCAAAAGCCUGAGGAACAAUACAAGAUCAUGUUCCAGAGGAGCCACAUUAAUAACAUGCUGCGCUCUGUUGAUGCUGAGGGUCGACUGAAGGUUAACGGGAAGGAACUGUCCCGUCUCUCCAGGGAUCCCGUCGUGGACAUACGGGACCCCCUACUGUCCAGCAUACUGAGGCGGGGGCCUCGCGGCCAAGCGGGAGCAGCAGGAGCUGCGGGCGGUUUCGGGUCAGUGACCAUGGGCGUUGCCGACUGCGUGGACAGCUGCACCCAGACAGACAUCAGCUUCCAGCAUAUGCUGACUCUGGGAAAGAGCGGAGCGCACCCCUGUGGAGACCCACCCCAACCAGACCCUCCUCCGUCACCUCCUCUGCCCCCGUUACUGGAGCCGUAUCUGUUCAGUGAGCUAUUUACAGAACCGGUCUACUACGACCCAAACGACUACUUUGACAUAAGUCAGCAUGAAGUGGACCGACAGGACGAGCUAGAAUAUGAGGAGGUGGAGCUGUGUAAGCUGCGGCAGCAGGACAAACUGGGACUGACGGUGUGCUACAGAACCGAUGAUGAGGAGGACCUGGGAAUAUACAUAGGAGAGGUCAACCCCAACAGUAUCGCUGCAAUAGACGGCCGCAUCCGCAAGGGAGACAGAAUUCUCCAGAUCAAUGGAUUCGACAUCCAGGACAGAGAGGAAGCCGUGGCCAUCCUGACCAGGGAGGACAGCACCAACGUCUCCCUGCUCCUGGCACGACCUGAGACAGAGAACGAGAACCAGCUGGAGCCGAAUGAGCUGGACCUGGAGCCACUGGACAAUGCUGUCCAUCUGUCCAGGAGCCACGCAGUGAGAAACAACAGCACCGACCCGGACGUUCCACCAGGUGGUGUCGCAGGUGGUGGUGGUAAAGGAAGCCACGGUCACUCACUGAGCAGGGACUCGCCCGAUCUGCUGCAGACGGUGCUGAGCAACAGUCAGGAGCUGGACAGUGGGCUGGGCCGCACGGACGAAAGCACGCGCUACGAGGAGUCGUCGGAACACGACCUCCUGGGAGACGACCACACCAGCGCCUCCAACACGAACGCCACCAACACACCGGGCAGCAUGCGGAGGUUUUUAUCCGGAGCAGGAGACGCUCCAGCGCUGCUGCACUCCCAUGACCUCCGGUUUAGCACCGACUCCCUCCGGGGGAUGGACAGCGUCGGUGGAGGAGGGCUGGAGCAGCUGGAGCGACUGGAGAAGACGUACGUGGCCGACGCCAUGAGGACGGUGAUGCCGGGGCUGACGGAGGAGGAGUGCGAGAGGUACAAGGAGCUGCUGGAGAUCAAGUGUUACUACGAACAGAACAGUAACGUGCACGAGGUCGACGGCAACAGUAACGUGCACGAGGUCGACGGCGUCCCACUGGACGUCAACAGGAACGAGGGUCUGACCCAGCACGAACUGGCCCUGCUGGAGGAGGAGCUGCGCCACCUGGAGUUCAAGUGCCGCAACAUCCUGAGGGCGCAGAAGAUGCAGCAGCUGAGGGAGCGAUGUCUGAAGGCCUGGCCUGUGGAGGAGAAAAACGGAGCGGCGGCAGGAGGAGCAGGAGGCGGCGUGGGACGCUUCGACAGCAUCGGUAACUUGGCCAGCGAGGACUUGUGUCACCACGCGCUGUCAGACAUCAACGAGCUCCCAGACCGGGAGCGCUCCGACAAGGACAGCACCAGUGCCUACAACACUGGAGGAGAAAGCUGCAGGAGCACUCCUCUGGUCAGUGAACAGUAUCCUUCGCACUCAACACAGAGUCUGGACGUGUCUCUCUGCUCAGAGGGAGUGGCGUUACAAACCAGGCAGAGAGAGAAAGGACCUGGGGCAGAAAGAGGGGACGGGCCAUGGACAAACCUGAACCACAGCAGCCGAAGAGCAGAGACCACUAAGACCUACAGCCCUGGAGCUAAAGUCCGGUCACUUUCCCAGGGCGGAGGAGGCCGACGGGGCUCAGACGGAGGGGUGAGACGUACCCCAAAAGUCAACGGAGCAGCAGAGAGGUCCGGGGGACGCAGCGCAGAAAACAGUCCUUACCUGUCCCGCCGUCACACCGAGACAAAUCCUCCUCCUCGCUACCUGAGCUGCAUGCAGCUGAGGUCUCCGUCCACAUCUGAGACGUUCGGGUUCAGGGAGACUCCCAGCAUUCAUAGUGGCGGCGAUGCCAGUCCAAUGAGCUUGGGUAGCACAUGUAAAAGUGUGGCCCAGGCUGCGGGCUCUGAUCCACUUCCCUUGUCGUCCUCGGUGAUGCCGGCCUCCCCGCGGAUGGAGUGGAAGGUGAAGAUCCGCAGCGACGGCUCCCGUUAUGUGGCCAAGCGGCCUGUGAGGGACCGCCUGCUGAAGGCCCGCGCCAUGAAGAUCAGAGAGGAGCGCAGCGGCAUGACGACGGACGACGACGCAGUCAGCGAAAUGAAGAUGGGCCGAUACUGGAGCAAAGAGGAGCGCAAGCAGCAGCUGCUGAAGGCCCGGGAGCAGAGGAGGCGCAGGGAGUUCAUGAUGCAGAGCCGCCUGGACUGUCUUAGGGAACGGGAGAGUUUGCAGGGCGCCAGUGGUGGACAGCAGGGGGCAGUCAACCAGCAGGAGCCCCCCUCCAUCCUCGAGCUUUGCCACCGCAGGAGCAUGAAGAAGAGAAGUCGGAAAAUCCUGGACAACUGGAUCACAAUUCAGGAGCUGCUGACUCACGGUGCCAGGUCUGCAGAUGGGAAGAAGGUCUACAACCCACUGUUGUCGGUCACCACCGUCUGAGGGUGGGCCGGACGGAGGUCAGAGGUCAGGUCAGAGGUCAGACAGCACCAAACAGGAGCCUACACAGUCCUGACCAAGAGGUUCCACAAAGCACAGGUUAAUGAUAGUAAUUCAAAACAGAGGUCCUCAACCACCGGGGACUGGGCCAGUAGUGGGACGUGGGUCAUCUGGUACUGGGUCAUAGGGAAGAAUAACUCACAUAUUAUUUGCCUUUUAGUGAUUAUCAGUGUCACUGACCAGAUUUGUCAAAAGUCUCUUAAGAUGCUCGUCAAAAUAAAAGGUUUUGAUGAGCUUCACCAACAACAACAGAGGCCUACAGGGGGGGCUGAAGACAACAUUUGGGCUUUCAAAUAUAAGAAAGUUGCAUUCGCUGUCUUACCUAAAAUACAGGUUUAUCACCACAUGUGACUCUCACCUCUCUGUCAUUGAUAUGUGGCCAAUCGCUUUGUAGUGAGUUUUACUUUUAAGCACUUUCUAUUUCUUUGUAAAUUUGUCACCGCAACUUCACAUCCAGUCUGUGAGAAUACUGUUUGACAGGAAACCAGUCUGUGACGCACAAAAGGUCGGUGACCUCUGGUUCAAGGUAGCACACCAACCUGGAAUAUUUUGAAAUAUCUAGGGAAUCACAGAACUUCCAAAACAGAGGAACCGUCAACGUAACGAUGCCUUUCUGGAAAAUGUUUGAAUGAAAUGACCUAAAACAGUCUGGUUUACUGGGCAUUCAUUUAAAAAAAACAUCCUUCAUGAAUCAGUGGAUGUAACAAAACAAACAAACAAAUAAAUAUGAACCGAGCUGAAGAAAGAGCACAAACUUCCCAUUCACGGAGGAAAACAUCCACCGUUACAAACAUGAUUGCCAUUAAUGUGUCUUGCUAAUCAAAACGUUUGCAAUGUGGCUGUGAAAUGGCACCAUCUGCUGGCCAGCCAUUCAGCGUUCCACUAACAUUAUUAUAAACAAACGGUCGGAAACGCCGUGAAAAGACGUUUGUGUUGGCAGCAGAUGAGAGGCGAGUUUCCAUAAAACAUCAUUGUGUGUCAGUAAUUGUAGUGGAGACAUUUUUUCAUCGCUGUUCGUUACCUUUGUUUACAGUUUGUUACCUUUGU
Molecule: messenger RNA, 3904 nt
Organism: Cynoglossus semilaevis (tongue sole)
Lineage: Eukaryota; Metazoa; Chordata; Actinopteri; Pleuronectiformes; Cynoglossidae
Product: PDZ domain-containing protein 4
Exons: 9
Coding region: 20-2800 (926 amino acids)
Molecular function (GO): protein binding
Source: RefSeq, a predicted model, not a curated record